This is a messenger RNA of Parastagonospora nodorum SN15, 1008 nucleotides long. RefSeq lists its product as hypothetical. The transcript has a single exon. Lineage: Eukaryota; Fungi; Ascomycota; Dothideomycetes; Pleosporales; Phaeosphaeriaceae. The coding region runs from base 1 to 1008 and encodes 335 amino acids. The record is from RefSeq and is a predicted model, not a curated record.
AUGGCUCCCGCACACGCCUCUCAACAAACUCCGGGAUACAUCAACCACCUCAAGAACAUCGCUGUAGUUGGUGCGAACGGAACGAUAGGAUCGCAUAUCGUUUCAGAGCUUCUGGAAAAGAACAUCUUCAACAUCACUGCGAUUACCCGAGCAGAAUCAAAAGGCAUGUUUGCAGAUGGAGUCAGCAAAGAAUAUGUCGACUACAGCAAUACCGAUACCAUCGUUGCAGCAUUGAAAGGCAAAGAUGCUCUUGUAAUCACCAUGGCAGUCACGGCUGCAAAAGACACACAAGCAAAAUUGAUCCGCGCUGCCGCCGCAGCAGGCGUACCAUGGGUCCUUCCGAAUGAGUUUGGCAUGUACAACACCGACGAAGCGCAAAACGACACAAUCGGAGACAGCAAGACCAAAGAUCGCGCACUUAUCCAGUCGCUCGGUCUUUCGUACAUUGGCGUUACAUGCGGCUUCUGGUACGAGCACUCGCUCUCUGCGGCAGAUCUAUACGGCUUCGAUAUUGCCAAGCGCGAGGCUAUUUUCUUCGACGACGGCGCGCAGAAGAUAAACACGUCGACGCGGAAGCAGACUGGAAGCGCAGUCGCAGCGAUACUAUCACUGCCACUUCUGCCGAAAGACGAGAACGACAAGAGCUUGACGUUAAACUCGUAUCGCAACCGCAUGGCCUUUGUCGCUUCGUUUGCGCUUUCCCAGCGCGACAUGCUGGAUUCGCUGCAGCGAGUUACCAAUACCUUGGAUAGUGACUGGAAUAUCUCACGUGUGCCAGCAAAAGAGCGGUUCGCUGAAGCUAAACAAGAAAUUGGGAAAGGCAAUCGUGCGGCGUUCGGACGCGCAUUGUACACGAGGUACUUUUACGACGAUGCUGGUUUGUUCGAGAAGACCCAUGGUCUGGAUAACGAGAAGCUGCGGCUGUUGAAGGCGGAUCUGGAUGAGGCAACCAAGGUGGCAAUAGGGUUGCAAGAGAGCGGAUAUUGGGAUAAUUAUGGUAAAAACUGA